GCUGCUGCUGCUGCUGUUGCUGCUACAGCUUCAUGGUCACCAGGGACAGACCCUGAGACAUUUACUCCCCACCCAGAGCCAGGAUGCUCCUGCUGUGUGCCUCAGCAAUGGUCCAGGACAAGAGCCCAUCAUCAUCAUGACUUUUGACCUCACCAAGAUAAAAAAAACCUCCUCCUCCUUUGAGAUUAGCACCUGGGAUCCUGAGGGAGUGAUAUUUUAUGGUGAUACCAACUCCAAGGAUGACUGGUUUAUGCUGGGACUUCGGGAUGGCAGGCCUGAGAUCCAACUGCACAAUCAGUGGGCCCAGCUUACAGUGGGUGCUGGACCCCGACUGGAUGAUGGAAGGUGGCAUCAGAUGGAAGUGAGGAUCCACGGGGACUCAAUACUGCUGGAGGUGGAUGGGGAGUUGGUGCUCUCCCUGAGACAGGUCUCUGGGUCUUUGAGCAACAAACCACAGUCCAUGAUGAGGAUCGCACUGGGGGGCAUGCUGUUCCCAGUCUCUGACCUCCGGUUGCCGUUGGUCCCUGCCCUGGAUGGCUGCCUGCGCCGGGCUAACUGGCUGGACCCGCAGGCCCAGACCCCAGCCUCUGCUCCCACUAGCUUCAGAAGCUGUGCUGCAGAGUCCCAACCUGGGACAUUCUUCCCUCCAGGAACUCGUGCAGAAUUCAGUCUCAAAGAUAUUCCCCAUCCUCAGGCAGACCCCUGGGCCUUCUCUCUGGACCUGGGUCUCAAGUUGGCAUCAGGUUCAGGCUACCUCCUUGCCCUGGGCACUCCAGAAGACCCUUCUUGGCUCAGUCUCCACCUCCAAGAUCAAAAGGUGGUGCUGUCUUCCCAGUCAGGGGCAGGGUCCCGGCUGGAUCUGCCCUUGGUCUUGGGAUUUCCUCUACAGCUGAAACUAUAUGAAUCCAGAGUGGUCUUGAGCCACGGGCCAAAGAAAGAGAUCCUUACUCUCCUUCCUUUGGAUGAUGGCUCCCUUCUCAACCUCUGGGUCCAGCCUCAGGGGCAACUCUUUCUUGGAACUUUGCCAGGAGAGGCCUCUUCUGCCUCUUUUUGCUUGGAUGGCCUUUGGGCACAAGGCCAGAAGUUGGACAUCGACCAGGCCUUAAACAGAAGCCAAGACAUCUGGACUCACAGCUGUCCUUAUAGCUUAAGUAAUGACACUGACACCACCCAUUAAACCCCUGUCUAAGGAUCCUCCUCAAAUGUACUUACUGUCAUUCAUUCAUUUAUUCAACAAAUCUUUACU
Condylura cristata (star-nosed mole) is the source of this 1246-nucleotide messenger RNA. RefSeq names its product sex hormone-binding globulin (gene SHBG). NCBI's taxonomy places the organism in Eukaryota, Metazoa, Chordata, Mammalia, Eulipotyphla, Talpidae. The record is from RefSeq and is a predicted model, not a curated record. The transcript has 8 exons. Gene Ontology annotation, molecular function: steroid binding. The coding region runs from base 137 to 1177 and encodes 346 amino acids.